UCAAAUAAUUGCAUUUAGUUAUGGAUUUAUAUCAAGGAAAUCUAUAAAAUGCAAUAAAAGUCCCAUUAAAAAGAGUUGCCAAAUAAAUAUUUUAAGCAUUGGAAUAUUUGGAGGAAUAAGAGGUAAUGCAUAGAGAUCUUAAGCCAGCUAACAUUUUGUAUUAGAGUGGUAACAUAUAUCUAGCUGAUUUCGGAAGUUCAAAAAAAAUGGAUGGAUCUAAGAGUUUGACUUAUGUAUGUUCUAGAGCUUAUAGGGCACCAAAAUUAUUAUUUGGUUAGAUAUUUUAUAAUACGAAAAUCGAUAUAUGGGCAGCUGGUUGUAUUUUGGCUGAAUUAGAAUUGGGUAAAAAAUUAUUGUUUUGACAGAAUA
Molecule: messenger RNA, 369 nt
Organism: Paramecium octaurelia
Lineage: Eukaryota; Ciliophora; Oligohymenophorea; Peniculida; Parameciidae
Source: the annotation of a GenBank genome assembly